Molecule: messenger RNA, 2448 nt
Organism: Polyodon spathula (Mississippi paddlefish)
Lineage: Eukaryota; Metazoa; Chordata; Actinopteri; Acipenseriformes; Polyodontidae
Product: zinc finger protein 704-like
Exons: 9
Coding region: 320-1837 (505 amino acids)
Biological process (GO): regulation of transcription by RNA polymerase II
Cellular component (GO): nucleus
Molecular function (GO): RNA polymerase II cis-regulatory region sequence-specific DNA binding; DNA-binding transcription factor activity
Source: RefSeq, a predicted model, not a curated record
AAAUAAACAACUCGAGUGAAGGAGGAUCGGUAGCCGGCCAGAUCAAGGGUGUGUUUUGAUAGAAUAUUUCCUACACAGUGCUGAUUUCUAGUCUUAUGCGAUAUCAACGCUUUUUUUUUUUUUGUUUGUUUUUUUUAUUACAUAUAUUUAUGAAGCAUAUUUGCAGACUGAAACAGUUAUUUCCAGUGCAGUGUUACACUAGUAAGUUAAUAUUCGUCAUAUUUGUUCUGUUGUUUUAAUUUUCAUAAAUGUUUAUUUUAUUUAAUCGUCCUGUAGACAACAUUUAAUAAAUAAAUAAAUAAAUAAAUAAAAAGCCGCUAUGCAUUCUAGACGUUUGGUAAAACGUUCGAUUCUUGGGAGCCGGGUAUGUGCCUCUAGCCCCGAGGGGGACGGGGCGCUGCUCCCAGGGGUGGUUCAAUCUGUUAAACUGGAGAACAGGGAAACGGUGCCGGGAUCUCGCAGUAACGUGUACACAGUGUUGCUACAGGAUGGGACCCUGAAAGAAUAUUCUGAAGAGGAAAUCAUCACGAGUCCAGCACAAAUGACAGGGAAAGCGCAAUUCAGGUCCAGCAUGAAGACUGCCUGCAUUGAUUGUGAAAUGGUUACCACUGCCAAGCAACAGGAGCAAAGGAAGAGUGAGAUCAACGAAAAAAACAAACAGAAGCUUCUUGGGACAGAGGAAGAUAUAAACAUGUUCGACAGUAAAAAGGCAAACAGAAUCCAGGACCAUGAAAAGGAUCACACGCUAUCUGUCUCGCUUUUGGAGCAAAAGCACAAAGGUGUUUCCUCAAGUAUUGAUGUCCCUCAUGCAAGGAAAUUGUCUGAAGAAGUGGACAUGGAUAAAGUGACAGCAGCCAUGGUUCUGACAAGCCUGUCAACCAGUCCACUGGUCCACAGCCCCCCAGUCAAAACUAAUGAUGGCACAAAUGGAUCUUGGAAAGAAAGAGGCUUCACCCCCUCCAGUUACAGCAGUAGUGGUUACUGGAGCUGGAGUGCCCCUAGUGACCUGUCCAACCCAUCCACCCCUUCGCCACCCCUGUCUGCUGACAGCUGCAAACCCUUCCGCAUCCCCAGCCAGCCAGAUGAUGGCAUUGACGAGGCAGAUGCAAGCGACCUGUUGUUCAACGAACCAAUUCCCAGGAAAAGAAAGAACUCCAUGAAAGUGAUGUUUAAGUGCUUGUGGAAGAACUGUGGGAGAGUUCUGAGCACAGCUGCAGGAAUCCAGAAGCACAUUCGCACUGUGCACUUGGGUCGCAGUUGUGACUCUGAUUGCAGUGAUGGUGAAGAGGAUUUCUACUACACAGAGAUUAAACUGAACACAGACUCGGUGGCUGAUGGGCUGAGCAGCCUCUCUCCAGUUUCGCCAUCCGUGGUCUCCCCUCCUCACAUCUUUUCCAGCACAGAGCCUGGCCACCCAGAGAGUGUCUGCAUGAAAACUGAGUCCAAGCUUACAACCCCUCUGAGCCGCUCAGCUCCAAGCACUCUCUACCUCGUACAUGCAGAUCAUGCCUAUCAGGUAAAGGCAACAGCACCUGUUAACAUUCCAGGCUCUGCCAACUUCACUCCGAGCAGCAGCAGCUUUAGUAUUUCCUGGCAGUCUCCACCUGUCACUUUUACUGGAAUCCCUGCAUCACCAACACACAUCCGUACCCAUGGAUUUGGAGAACAUCGUCCACAGGCCCAUGCUGCGCUGUCAUCACCGCCCAGAGCUGCAAUGGGACUCAGGAAGUCUCGUGGGGAGGGGAAGAAAUGCCGCAAGGUAUAUGGGAUGGAGAACAGGGACAUGUGGUGCACAGCCUGUCGUUGGAAGAAAGCCUGCCAGAGGUUUAUCGACUGAGAAUAGGAACCAAGGGGCUUUCGAGCUGCUGCUCCAUGACAUUUCAGUGAAACCGAUGUGGAACUAUGGCUAGACAUAGUCAUGGAAGCAUUUUCCAUGAGGUCCCAGUUUUAUUUUCUUCUUUCUUUUAAAAAGAACAUAAUUUGAGCAGGUAACCUUUUUCCAUAACUGCUUUUGCAUUUUCCUUGAUCCACAGCGUGGAAAAAAAAAAACAAGGCAAGACUUUUGAAAGUUAAAAUGAUGGAUUUUAACCAGUUUUAAACAGAAGGACACCCUUCUUUCUGAAUAAAGUCCUAUCAAGUAUCUGCUUUUUCCAGGUGAUGUUUAUACAAGUUUCUUUUCAUUAAUAAUGUAAUAAUGUCCUGUCAACAGAAAAAAAGUGGCGUCUCCCAGACUGUGAAUAAGCUACUGUAUCUGGAAUGUAUUCUGGUUUUGGGUCAAUAGGUUUGUUCAGAAUGGGCAGGGGAGGUGAGAGUGUUCUAAUUUCUCGUCUUGGAAAUAGACCACCAUAAGACUCGGAAACUCGGCUCCUCUGCAAGCAUUGACAACCUAUAUACAGUGUGUGUGUGUGUUUUUUAUAUAUAUAUAUAUAUAUAUAUAUAUAUAUAUAU